CGGAGUCCGGAAAACUAAGCGGAAGGAAAGCAGAUCUAGUCAGGUCAGGAUGGUGGACAGCGGAGUAUUGCAUUUGAUUAUUAUUUAGCGUGUCCGGUAGAGUUUGUGGGAGUAAACAGGAGGAAGUGAGGCAGUUAGCUACGUGAUCAUAUGCUUUUCUCAUAUUUUACUCAUUACUCAUACCGCACAUGAACUUAGAGACAGUGAACAUGAGCAUGGCUGCGGUUGUACCCGAGAUCCGAGGUUUACAAACUGAAGAGGAUGAAUCAAGAGUCCUGAGAGUGAAAAUUGUAGCUGGAAUUGGACUGGCUAAGAAAGAUAUAUUGGGAGCCAGUGACCCAUACACAAGGGUGUCCCUCUACGAUCCUGUGAAUGGAGAACUCACCAGUCUUCAGACUAAAACUAUUAAGAAGACAUUGGACCCAAAAUGGAAUGAAGAAUUCUUUUUCAGAGUUCACCCCCAAAAGCAUCGGCUGCUGUUUGAGGUGUUUGACGAGAAUCGUUUGACACGGGAUGACUUCCUGGGACAGGUGGAUGUGCCACUGGACCACAUUCCGACAGAAAAUCCUAACAUUGAAAGGCCAUACACAUUUAAGGAUUUUCUACUUCACCCAAGAAGUCACAAGUCCCGGGUUAAAGGGCACCUGCGACUCAAGAUGACGUACUUGCCCACAGCCAACGGCUCGGAGGAGGACGGCACGGAGCAGGGCGAGGAUCUGGACCCUGGCUGGGAGUUUCUGGAAGGACAGGACAUGUCUGGUCCCCAGCACAAUCAGCAACUUCCUGCACUGCCCCCUGGCUGGGAGGAGAGACAAGACAAUCUGGGAAGAACCUACUUCGUCAAUCAUGAGACCCGAACCACACAAUGGCAUAGGCCCACAGUCCUGGACAGCCAGCAGGAAGCGGAGCGGAGGCAGGCCAAUCACAUGGAGGCACAGAACGCCUUCACCGCCCGGCGACAGAUCAAUGACCAUGUGGAUGGCCCGCAGCGGGACUCUCCAGAGAGCUGGGAGAUCAUCUCGGAGGAGAUGAACACCUUCUGUAACGAAAUGAGCCAACUGCAGGCCUCCGGGUCGAUCGGCAGCUUCCGCCACGCCUCGCUCACGCCGCAGAGUCAAACCAGUCGCCGUGGCAGAAGUCAAACGCUGUCAGGAGAGGAACGUCCCACCCCACCUGUGUUCGUCCCGACCUCGACGGGGCUGCCGCCAGGCUGGGAGGAGAAGCGGGACAGCAAGGGCAGGCGUUACUACGUCAACCACAACAGCAGGACCACCACCUGGACCCGCCCGCUGGUGCAGACGAUUUCGGAGGCCGCGCAGGUGGCGGUGCCCCAGGCUGUUGCUGGGCUCCGGCCCUCCCAGCCUGCCCAGGCCUCCCCAGAGACGUCCCCGCAGCACUCCCCCAGCCCCCUGCCCAAAAUCAAGGCUGGCCUCAUGCCCCCGGGAUGGGAGGUCCGCAGCGCCCCCAACGGCCGCCCCUUCUUCAUCAACCACAACACCAAAACCACCAGCUGGGAAGAUCCCAGGUUUAAAAUCCCUGUGCAUAUGAGAAGGCGACCUUCACUGGACCCCUCCGACCUUGGACCACUCCCUCCUGGGUGGGAAGAGAGGGUUCACAGUGACGGAAGGAUGUUCUACAUAGAUCACAAUACUAAGGCCACUCAAUGGGAGGACCCCAGAUUACAGAAUUCAGCCAUAACUGGACCAGCUGUGCCUUACUCUAGAGACUACAAGCAGAAGUAUGAUUUCUUCCGGAAGAAGCUGAGGAAACCGGCCGACAUCCCCAACCGCUUCGAGAUGAAGCUUCGGCGCACGGCCAUCAUGGAGGACUCCUACAGACGCAUCCUGUCCGUCAAGAGGGCUGACUUCCUGAAGGCACGCCUGUGGAUUGACUUUGAGGGGGAGAAGGGGCUGGACUACGGCGGCGUGGCCCGGGAGUGGUUCUUCCUCAUCUCCAAGGAGAUGUUCAACCCCUACUAUGGGCUGUUUGAGUAUUCGGCCACGGAUAACUACACGCUGCAGAUCAACCCCAACUCCGGACUCUGCAAUGAGGACCACGUGUCCUACUUCAAGUUCAUCGGGCGAGUGGCCGGCAUGGCGGUCUAUCACGGCAAGCUUCUAGAUGCGUUCUUCAUUCGGCCCUUCUACAAGAUGAUGCUGCAGAAGCCUAUCACCCUGCAGGACAUGGAGUCUGUGGACAGUGAGUACUUCAACUCCCUGAAUUGGAUUCUAGAGAACGACCCAACAGAUCUGGACCUGAGAUUCACCGUUGAUGAGGAACUCUUUGGACAGACUCAUCAGCAUGAGCUGAAGCCUGGGGGAGCGGACAUUGUGGUCACGGACAAAAACAAGAAGGAGUACAUCCACCUCGUCAUUCAGUGGAGGUUCGUGAAUCGGAUACAGAAACAAAUGACUGCUUUCAAAGAGGGAUUUUACGAGCUGAUACCUCUGGAUCUCAUUAAGAUAUUUGAUGAGAAUGAGCUGGAGCUGCUGAUGUGUGGCCUUGGGGAUGUGGACGUCAACGACUGGAGGGAGAACACCAAGUACAAGAACGGCUACUGCGCCAACCAGCCCGUCAUCCAGUGGUUCUGGAAGGCGGUGCUGCUGAUGGACGCGGAGAAGCGGAUUCGUCUGCUGCAGUUUGUGACCGGCACGUCCCGCGUACCCAUGAACGGGUUCGCUGAGCUGUACGGGUCCAAUGGUCCACAGCUGUUCACCAUUGAACAGUGGGGUACGCCUGACAAACUGCCCAGAGCCCACACUUGCUUCAACCGCUUGGACCUUCCUCCCUACGAGUCAUUCGAGGAGCUGAGGGAGAAGCUCCACAUCGCCAUCGAGAACGCGCAGGGUUUCGACGGCGUGGAUUAGGGGGCGUAGGCGAGGGUAACUGAAGAAGCACUCUAAUUGGUGGACACCGCCGGACACCUCCGUACCCACGCAGGCACAGCACGUCGGCUGUCAAUCAGAAUCUAACGGAGGAACGCAGGAGGCGGGCUGUUUCCAGAACGCUAAGCACAGUUCUCCCCCCCGGCUGCAUGUUCUUAACGGGCCUUUGGGGCUUCAGUUAAACAGUGAAGAGCUCAGAUAUAUCCCUCCAAUCAGACAAAGCCUUCCUUUCUCUGGUUGUCUCUUCUUUACAAAAAGGUUUACAGAACUCAGGCCUGGAUGCAGUCCUGCCACACAGAGCUUUGUGCUUCAUUCACAAACAUAUGCAAGCGUUUCCUUUUUUUUUUUGUCACUAACGCCACAUUAUUAGUUUGUCUCAAUAAUGGAAAAUUUAAAAAGUAGCAUGAAAAAUGGAAAAAGUACACGAUGCUCCGAGAUGCUUGUAUUUGUGUAGUUCAUAAUUGUACAGUAUAUGUGCUUAUGCAUGUAUACACGUUUAUGUUAAUGUGUAUGUAUCUAUACAGAUACACAUAAAGAAUGUUCAUAAAUGUAUACUUCUCUAUCCUUGAAUAGGUCUACUAUUUUGAAAGGGGCAUAUAAGCUAUAUGGAUUCAUAGGCUGACCUGGAGAAAUACAUUUGGUCUUAUGCAGUAGAAACUGAUGUUUUAUCAGAGUGAAGGAUGGCCAGUGUUUCGGAACAACCAGGAGAUCCGUCAAAUAAUAUCCAAUAGCAGUCUUACAAACUGAAUUUCCUUUAGUCUUGUGAUUAUCUUUAAUUGGCUGACAAUGUAUCCAUCUUUUCCAGUGUCUUUCCAACACGGGUUUACAGUCACAUUUAAAAGUCAUGCGCUGCACUUUGAUUGUGGAUUACUGAAAGUAUUGGCUGCUCUCUGAAUCAGGGCUCUGCAGCACUGUCCAUCUGUUUAAGUGGUGGUUAGUUUACAUCUGUGUAAAAUAUGUAAACACAGUGGCGGUGAGCCCUGAGAAAUGAGUGGGAAAACAUGCUUUUAAAAAAAAAAAUAUUAAUAAAUAAAUAAAUAAAAAUUUUGAUGAUUAAUCACCACAGCUAUUAAACAGGAUGUCUCCUUAGCAACAGAUUCCUGUGUUUGGGGUUGUUGCAGGACAGUACCCUCUCUGCACUCGAUGUGAAAUCAUUUUAGUUCUGUCAGUUAAGAUGCGUUGCAUGAAGAGUCGAAUUGCAACAGAGGUCACUUUGAACUUUUAAUCAGUGUUUAUUUUAUUUCAGUUUACGUGUUUCGUUUUCGUUUUUAAUUUUGCCCUCCCAUGUUGGAAAGGUGAAUUCUAUUGGUAUGCCUUUGUCACCACUGCAACAUUAUCUGUCGAUUUGGGAGAGGUAUCUGUAGACGGGCACACGCCGGCGCAGAGGGCGCGCUGCCACCCAGCGCUGUGUACACUGCGCCAUUUUGUGCCCCGCUGGCAGGGUGCCUCUCCUGGGGAUGAGACGGGGACGACCCUGCGCUGGCUAAAACGCUCCCUGUAGGCUGACGCUGUCCUGCGAGUCUGCUGGUCUCAGUUGGCCCCAGCACGGUUGCCGUUAGAUACCAGGUCACGGUGUGGCACUACACUAAGGACCAGUGCUUAUGCAGGACAAGCCCCCCCCCCCCCCCCCCCCCCCCCCCCAGGACAAAUCCCAAUGGCUUGUGUCUUACUGUCAUGACUAAAAUAAUUUUGCUGACGUGCUAAGUUAACACUGUCAUUUCAGAUGCAGAUAAAAUUGAAAAGCCAGCCAAAAGGCAGUGAGUUUCAUUUCAUUUCUGUACUCAUUCUUUGUAUCGAUUAAUUAAAGUCAGGUUUUGGAUAGUUGUCAAAGAGUGGAGGUUCUCUACCUCUUCUGCUUGUAGUUGACUAGUUGUCACUAAAAUAUAACUAUUGUACUACGUUUUUUCUUUUGUAUUACUUAAUUUUAUGGGUUUCGAUGUCUAUCAUUUUAAUUGAACAUAUGUUUACACUGUCCAGUGUUUGAAUUCUUCAUUUUAUUUUCUACUGUCUUCUAUGUUAAACGUUUUGACUUUUUUAAAAAAUUUGUGCUAAAGAAUGGAGCACUUCUGCUAUGACUUUUAGUUUUCAAAUGUUUUAUCAUAUGAAUGUUUUCAUAUUUCAAUAGUGAAGGAUUACUUUUACUUUAAAAUUCUAGCUCUCAAUUGAACAUUUGACUAGAAAAUGUUUACAUGUAAACCUUGCUGAAAAUAAGCAAAUACUUUCUUUUUACAUGUAAUUUACAAGACUGUUAAAUUACGAUGCCUUUGUAUAAUAAAUUGUACUAUACAAUAUUUUGAAUAUCAGAAUUAUAAUGCAUUGAAGUAUAUUCUUAUCAUUGGGGAGUAUAGUUUUUAAGGCCCUAAAGUACAAUAUAUUUAAUAUUUCAGACAAAAUUAAGAAAAAUGUAUAUAUCAUAAAUAUGUUGAGUACAUAUGAUUCUGGCAUAUAAGAAAUGUAUUUUGUAUUAAUUGAAUACGUUACUGUACAGUAAUAUUUCAUUAACUUGUUAAAAUAGAUUUUAACAUCAAAAUUGCAUGUCCAUGUAAAUGGUGGCAUAUUUUGAAAAAUAAACAGAAUGUGACUUUCA
Molecule: messenger RNA, 5472 nt
Organism: Anguilla anguilla (European eel)
Lineage: Eukaryota; Metazoa; Chordata; Actinopteri; Anguilliformes; Anguillidae
Gene: nedd4a
Product: NEDD4 E3 ubiquitin protein ligase a
Exons: 29
Coding region: 189-2867 (892 amino acids)
Biological process (GO): receptor internalization; receptor catabolic process; neuromuscular junction development
Molecular function (GO): sodium channel inhibitor activity; ubiquitin protein ligase activity; protein binding
Source: RefSeq, a predicted model, not a curated record